AUGGAAAGACAGACAAAGGGAGAAAAAGCGAACGAGAGAAAGAGGAAAAGAGGGAACGAAACCAGAAAGAAAGAGAGAAACAUAGAAAGAGCGAAAGGAAGGAAGACAGUAAAGCAGGAAAGAAAAGUGGAAAAAGAAGAAAGGAGGAAGGGAGAAACGGAGAGAGGAAAAAGAGGGAAAAAUGGAAAUAAAGAAAGAAGGAAAGAAAGAAAGAACGGGAAGAACAACAAAAAUCACUUACAACUGUCUUCAUUUAAUCAACCUCAGGAGCCUAUGGAGAAUAAGAAAUUGAGGAGAGAGAAAAGAGAAACGAAAAGACAAAAUUACUCAGAGUCUGCGGCGCUCCCGCAAGAAGUAAGCUCAGGCAUUAUCGAUGGGCAGCAGCACACCUUGACGUCGUACAAGUUGAUUAAGCCUCUCUAG
Messenger RNA from Zophobas morio, 423 nucleotides. RefSeq lists its product as uncharacterized. The transcript has 2 exons. NCBI's taxonomy places the organism in Eukaryota, Metazoa, Arthropoda, Insecta, Coleoptera, Tenebrionidae. The coding region runs from base 1 to 423 and encodes 140 amino acids. The record is from RefSeq and is a predicted model, not a curated record.